This is a messenger RNA of Aureococcus anophagefferens, 690 nucleotides long. RefSeq lists its product as hypothetical. Gene Ontology annotation, cellular component: cytoplasmic vesicle; cell projection; cytoskeleton. NCBI's taxonomy places the organism in Eukaryota, Pelagophyceae, Pelagomonadales, Pelagomonadaceae. The transcript is spliced from 2 exons. Gene Ontology annotation, biological process: actin filament organization; establishment or maintenance of cell polarity; cortical cytoskeleton organization. Gene Ontology annotation, molecular function: GTP binding; protein kinase binding; GTPase activity. The record is from RefSeq and is a predicted model, not a curated record. The coding region runs from base 39 to 620 and encodes 193 amino acids.
AUAGACGGCGGCUGUUGUCGAGAGACGCGCCCGGGGCCAUGCAGAACAUUAAAUGCGUCGUCGUGGGCGAUGGCGCCGUCGGGAAGACGUGCCUCCUCAUCAGCUACACGACGAACGCGUUCCCCGGCGAGUACAUCCCGACGGUCUUCGACAACUACAGCGCGAACGUGAUGGUCGACGGGAAGCCCAUCAACCUGGGCCUCUGGGACACGGCGGGCCAGGAGGACUACGACCGCCUCCGGCCGCUGUCCUACCCGCAGACCGACGUCUUCCUCCUCUGCUUCUCGAUCACGAACCCCAACUCCUUUGAAAACAUCCGCACGAAGUGGUACCCGGAGAUCAACCACCACGCGCCCGGCGUGCCCUUCAUCCUCGUGGGCACGAAGCUCGACCUCCGCAACGAUCCGGAUACGAUCGCGCGGCUCCAGCAGAAGCGCCGCGCGCCCGUGAACACGGAGGAGGGCGAGGCCCUCGCCAACGAGCUCAACGCCUACAAGUACAUCGAGUGCUCCGCCCUCACGCAGCAGGGCCUCAAGGGCGUCUUCGACGACGCGAUCCGCUGCGUCAUCGACACGCAGAAGAAGCCAAAAAAGAAGUCGAAGCGGUGCGUCCUCAUCUAGUCGGGCGGCCGGGCCGGCGCCCUUGCCCCGCCGCGCCGGCGCCUCGACCGCGCCGGCCGCGGACGGUCCC